Messenger RNA from Adineta ricciae, 2592 nucleotides. The record is from the annotation of a GenBank genome assembly. Lineage: Eukaryota; Metazoa; Rotifera; Eurotatoria; Adinetida; Adinetidae.
AUGCAAUUGUUUAUCAUUAUCGUUUCUCUUGUGGUGCUACCAUAUCUUGUAAUAUGUCAGAUACCAUAUUCGUCAUCUGUUGUUGUUGAUCCUAAACAACAACAGAAUUUAUCAAAUCAACAGCCAAUCAAUACUCAGAUAGGAAGUUCGUCGUCUCGCUCAACUGAAGUUGAUUUGGUUGGAAAUUUAUCUCAAGCAUUUACGUUUCAGGUGGCCCCGCCAUCGAUUAAAGUAACAUAUUUAGGUUUAAAUGGAUAUUCUUUGUAUAUUAUGGGCGUUGGAUUUUCGAAUAAAUCGAAAUUUCAUUAUGAUGAACAAAACAAUCGAUUAACUGUUCUUUCACUUGAUUCAACCACUGUUGGAUAUUAUUCAGCAGUCGAUGCCAAUUGGCAAACAUUUACAACAAUUCUUAGUGCAGUUAAUGUUUCGUCACUUCAAAUACAUAAUUCUCAUGUCAGUGAAGAUAAUAAUGGUUCAGCGUUAGUUUCUUGUUCAGUGUCAAUUAUUCGUUCGACAUUUAAAUUAGCUGAAACAUCAUCGAAGUCUGCUGGGACGGAAAAUCUGCCUCGGUUAGAUUUAUUUUUAUCAAGUCGCACAGCGAUGUCAGUAUUAAAAGAUAAUAAAGUUUACAAUGAUUCAUUAAAUGAACAAAAUUUCACACGAACAAUUACAUUACAACGUCCAUUAACACGUGCAGAUCACAACGGAACAGUUCAAUGUCAAGUGGAAUCAAACAAUAACAUCGAUGUUUAUCUGAUCAAAACUGUUCCGAUCGAUAUCGAAUAUGGACCAAAUUUAGAGCCGGGCGCUUUGCCAAUCACUGUCUUGGAAAGUGAAGCUCUGAAGCCAUUUGCUAUGGAUUGUCAAAUAGAAGCGAAUCCAAGUCCAUCUUAUGUUUGGUAUGACAUGCCAAGUGAUGUGUCAGCGGAUUACAAUCAGCAAUCAGUACCAGGGGCAUCAACUGUCUUUGGUACGACAAGACAAAUUCAAAGAAUUUAUCAAUAUCCUGGGAAUUAUUCAAUGCAGUGUCAGGCGCAAUCGAGAGGAAAAACGAUCAGACAAGAUUUUAGAAUAUUUGUUCGUCCACAAUCGACUGUAAUGAAAAUGGAUUCGGAUACGAAUGGAACUCGAGAAAAAUCUUAUAAAGUUCCAAUGAUUAUCGGAAGUAUUAUCGGCAGUAUUUUACUUUUACUUGUACUUGCAAUUAUUAUCGCUGGAGUUGUCUAUUUAAAACGACGAAAACUAAAUCCGGAUAAGAAAUCAUCGUUAAGUGAUGAAAAAUUAGCCAAUGAUAAACAAGGCAAAUCUCGUUGGGGCGGUUUACCCAUCGAUUAUUCGAAAUACAAACACGAAUCUUUAAAAGUCGAUUCAUCAUCAACCUCACAUUUAGUCGAGUCAGCAGAAACUAAUUCUCUUCAAGCUCCACCUGUACCUGCACGUCCAUCACCGAUGGCGAGCACAAAUUCGUCAUAUCGGCAAACACCAUCGACAACGGUUUCAUUUUCCUAUCGCCAAGCAAGUGCUCUUCCAGGUUUUCGAUCAACUGCAACCACUCGACCUUAUUCACCAACCGAAGAAGAUCACGACGAAGUUAGUACAAAUAUCAAUCCAAUGCCGUUAACAUAUAAUCGCUCACGAACGAAUACACCAUUGGGUUCACAUCGAUCUCUUUCGGAAUCGAUUCAAUCGUUGCGUUCAAAUCAACAACCGGCACUUUCAUUGCCUGUUAAAAAGCGAACACAAGAUCCACCGAUAGUUCUUCCAAAACGUGAGCAAAAAACGACACCAACGGAAGUGAAAAAAGAUUAUCAGCAUCAUCAUUAUCAUAAUCCAGCGCAAUUACAAGUUGAACAACAACAGAAGAUGACGGAUAAUACAUCGUCGGAAGAUGAAGAAGAAGAAGAAUUUGAAGCUCAACAAAAAAAUCGAACAUCCGACGUUUCACCGAUAACUGUUUCAAGUACAUCCGGAUAUAAUCAAGUUGAUUUUCAUCAUCCAACGUCUCAUCGAAUUGCUACUCCACUCUCAUCUCAGGGAAUCAUUCAUGAUGAAGCUCCACCAGCUUAUCAUCAAAUUGCUAGUAAACCAUCUCCAUCUCAUGCAUACGCUUAUCAAGAACCUACUGAAGUCGAUGUAGCCAUAGAAAUCUUUCUGCAAAGUCAAUUCAAUGUGAUCGCUGGGCACGACUCGUUUGUUCACAUUGUAAUCGAGGAGUUUGUGUCGAACACGAGAAAAUACACCAAGAAGAAAAGACUCCAUACAUUGACACAUGAACAACUGAUGGAGAAUUUUGAAAAGAAACUUGAUCAAUGGACGAACACAUGUAAAAACGAAAUCGAUCGAAAAGCGAAACAGAUGUUAAAACAAGGAAAGAGUUUAAUUGAACAAUUGAACAUGGAAGAAUUUCGUUCGAACUAUUUACAUCAAAUUGAAAAAAAUUUAGAGCCAAAUCAAACACAUACCAGUAUAUUAGAAGAACAAAUCGAACAAAUGAAAGAGAAAAUCUCAUAUCUACAAAUAACGAAUGACGGUCAGAUCAAAGUAAAACAUUUCCUUACCAAACCAUCAACAGAUACGAUGAAUUUUGAUUGA